AUGUUUGGCAUCGGAGUCAACAAGGACAACACUCUUAACAAUGGUGUCAGCGCCGCGUUUCGUCGCGAGAACCUCAGCGUGCGCGAUGGUAAGCUCGUGAUGACAGCGAAGCAGGAGGCGCCGCCGCUCGCUGGGCCCAGCGAGCCACGCCUCGACAGCGUCGACUUCCACUACUCCUCAGGCGCGGUGCACACCAGCCUCGGCUACCCGCUGAGAAACAACAUGUACCUUGAGGUGCGACUCAAACUGCCCGACAAUGCCGGUGGAUUCUGCGCCUUGUGGGCGAUGCCCAACAACCCCUUCGGAACGCCGGCUGACCUAUUCGAGAUUGACAUCUUCGAGUUCCACGCCAACCGAGAACAGACCAAGUUCUACAGCGGGAUUUGGUGGCACGAUUUCGAGCGGGACGAGCAGCCCGAAGAUCUUCUCGGCUACCGGGCGCGGGCUGAGGAUCACAUAUUUGUGACCCAGCAGGAAUAUAGGGGGCACUUUCCAGGACACUCGGCCCACUUUCAGGGCGGCUCGGUCGACUACUACGAGUUCCUCACGGUGGGACUCAAGGUGUCUGCGGGCAAAAUCGAAUGGUUUCUAGCGCAGGACGGGCCAGCCUGGAGGAGCUUGCCGUACAGGACCUUUUCGGGUGGCACGGUGCGGGCCAGGGGCAACCACAACUGCGAGAGGUACGGCGGCCACUGCAACGCGUCGCACCUCGAGUGGCAGCGCGACGUGCCGAGCAACCUGGAUGCGAGGGUGAUCCUGGAGUACACCCUGAGAGACCCCUUGUGGGCGGGCGGGCCGAUCAAUAACAGUGACCUACCCAGCGAGAUGCUGGUUGACUACAUCCGCUUCUAUGACUUACCCGAACUGGAUCCUCUUAUCUCAGACUCAAAGCUACCGCUGCCGUCCGACUCAAAGCUACCGCUGCCACCAUCAGCGCCGGCGGGUUUUACCUCUCACACGCCGCACAUCGACACGCUGCUCGCCUCCGAGGGGAUGACUCUGACGGACACGCACGCGACGCCCUGGUGCGGACCGUCCCGCUACAGCAUCCUAUCGGGCAGGUACCCGCAGAGAGGAAGGCAUCCCGUCGGUACGUACGAGCCGGAGCCGGACUGCAGCAACCAGUUCCUCGACGGGCAGGCGUCGCUAGCCCAAGUGCUGCGGGCGGCCAACUUCGACACCGCCUUCUUUGGCGGCUGCCGCGGAUACCCGUCCCUGGGUCACGCUGCCACACUCUGA
Molecule: messenger RNA, 1239 nt
Organism: Emiliania huxleyi CCMP1516
Lineage: Eukaryota; Haptophyta; Isochrysidales; Noelaerhabdaceae
Exons: 2
Coding region: 1-1239 (412 amino acids)
Biological process (GO): carbohydrate metabolic process
Molecular function (GO): hydrolase activity, hydrolyzing O-glycosyl compounds
Source: RefSeq, a predicted model, not a curated record